Messenger RNA from Hyla sarda, 156 nucleotides. RefSeq lists its product as uncharacterized. The annotation marks the transcript as partial. The transcript is spliced from 2 exons. The record is from RefSeq and is a predicted model, not a curated record. NCBI's taxonomy places the organism in Eukaryota, Metazoa, Chordata, Amphibia, Anura, Hylidae.
CCUCGCCCCCCUCUGCCCCUCGCCCCCCUCUACCCCUCGCCUCCUCUUCCCCCCUCGCCCCCUCUGCCCCUCGCCCCCCUCUGCCCCACCCCUCUGCCCCUUGCCUCCUAUGCCCCCUCGCCCCCUCUGCCCCUCGCCCCCCCACUGCCCCUCGCC